Exophiala bonariae is the source of this 1749-nucleotide messenger RNA. RefSeq lists its product as uncharacterized. The record is from RefSeq and is a predicted model, not a curated record. The transcript has a single exon. The coding region runs from base 1 to 1749 and encodes 582 amino acids. NCBI's taxonomy places the organism in Eukaryota, Fungi, Ascomycota, Eurotiomycetes, Chaetothyriales, Herpotrichiellaceae.
AUGUCCGUCAGGAGUGGUAGUAGCAGGAGUGGAAGUGGAAGUGGUCGUGAUGGUGGUGGUGGAGGAAGUGAUUCUUCGAGAUCAUCACCCUCAAGUGAUAUGCCCUCUUCGUCAUUUGAUGGGACCCAUCUCUCAUGGAGGUCGUUCCGAUCUGAGGUACUAGCUCCUCACCGCAUUCAAGUUCUGGACGCACCACCAAAGGAACGGAUUCCGAGCUCAUUCAUUGCCAUUGUCGAAGCGGCCAUGCAAGAUACGACAAAAUUUGAUGACCAAAAAACGUGUUUCUGGAAUCAAGUCAAGACAGGUCGUGGAUUCGGCCCAUCACCUCUUUUCCCUCCAAAUCUUCUUCCACCAAUCGACCAGGAAAGUCGUCUUGCUCGUUGCAUGGUUCCCUCACUCAGUCGGGAAGCAUUACCUGACAGAGCAAUCAACCAAUUGGGACCACUCUACGAACUCUCCCUACCUCGUCCAGUACUUGGAUGUGGCUUCUCCGCAAGCGCCUUCACUAUCAAGGAGUUGGCCACCCUCCCUCAAUGGCUUCACGCAUCCGGAACCGUUGUUCAUUUCGAUACAGGCUACGUUUCUCCCAGCGCGACCAUGUACUGCCCAUUCCUCACCUUUGAGAGAGCAUUCGGGAACAGGGAGCACCGGGUCGAAUCAGCCAAUAAUCAAUGUGCGAAAGAUGGAGCUUAUACGACCAGAGCGUUACAGAUGUUGUACGUCAAAGCGUGGAAAGGAAAAAUGAUGCCGGAGUUACCGGUAUCCUUUUCGUGCACCAUCGACAAUAGUUUCGCGUUGCUCAACCUCCACUGGAUUGAUCGCGAUCAGACAUACUGCAUGGCGCCAUUGUGUCAAUUCGAUCUCAGCAAGGACGCGCACUUCAAUAAGUUUCUUGUUUGGACUCAAGCUAUUGGUGAAUGGGCAUUAAAUCAUGUCCUACCUCUUGUUAAGGAGGCUAUUAUGCGACUUCAGACGACCGAGUCAAUCCCUCAGAUCAUAGCACCCAACAACCCACGCAUGAAGCUCAGAGUCGAUACAGGGAUCAACAACAAUGAAUUAUUGAUGUCGUCGCUCAAAACCACGUUCGAAAAUAUUCCUUGGCGUUUCGACGAUGAAGAAUUCACGCCUGUGAGCAGUAGUACCGCAAGUUGGGGAAGUCCGAUGGUCAAUGAGCAGACAUUUGCAAACUUGAGUUAUCCUGCGGUCCAUCCUCCUCGAAGCACAACAUUGAGUGCGGCAGCACUUGCGAGAAAGCGACUCGCUGUGCCUGGCCGCAGUCCUAUCACACCUCCACCUGCAUAUCCACAGAAUGCAGAUCUGGCGUUGCAAAAACGUUUUACUUACGCCAUGGAUGAGAUUCGAGAAUUACAACAGCAAAUACUUGCUAUGAAGUCGGACUUCUCGGUCUCGCAUGAUUCCUUGAAGAAGGAACUCCUGUCUGAGCUUCAAGCGCCGCAGCAACAGACUGAAUCCAUUGAGAAACAUCCAGCAACCAUCGCGGUAUCCCUGCCGCAAGCGGUAAUUCCAAAACCACCGACUCAAGCAAGCUAUCUAACAGUCUUGCAAUUCUCUGUCAUCAUGCAAUCAGGGCAAUACCUCGCGUCGCUUAUUCCAAAUACAGCGUGCAAAUUCCUUGCUUUCGGGGUCGUCACGAACGUGUGUUUGUUGACUUUUAUUACUCCGGUAUCUCUCGCCACAUUAAGUACGAGACUCUCUUUAUGCCGACUGAAAUCAUGGCACCAGCAAUAA